GUCUACCAUCUACUUAAUGAAAACAAAUUUCACGAAUUACCGUAUAACCCGACCAACAAAUUCAUAGCCAAGAUGAAGUUGACUUUAAAAACCUGUCAAGAAGCUUCACACUUGUUAAACCCCAGUAGACAAAAUAUCCUCCCGAUGAACCCCACAACCCCACUCCUUUAUUGCUUACCUAAAAUCCAUAAACCCAAUUGCCCGGUCAGACCUAUUGUAUCCUUCACAGGUUCCCCGGCCUCCAAGUUGUCUCACAUGUUUUCUACCUUUCUCCCAUCAUGUUUGAAGUUUGAAAGCACGUUUUCGAUUAAAAAUUCGUUAGAGCUUUCUUCUAGGUUGGUGAACUUUACUAUUCCUUCGGAUUGCAUGCUCGUUUCUUUUGAUGUCGUUAACCUUUUCCCUAGUAUUCCUCCAGAUGAAUGUUUGGAGAUAGUACGACAAUUACUCUUUGAAAAAUCUGGCCUUCACACUCAUGUAAUUUUAGAUUUGUGUACUUUAUUAGACCUUGUCCUUAAACAGAAUUUCUUUCAGUUCGAGAAUAAAUAUUACUGUCAAGUUGAUGGGUUGUCUAUGGGUUCCAGCAUAUCACCGUUUUUAUCCGAAGCAUUCAUGUCAAAAUUUGAACAAAACUUGUCUAGAACAAGUUUAUUCCUUAAGCACAUCUUGAAGUGGUACCGUUAUGUCGAUGAUGUUUUUGCCAUUUUUAGGGGCACCCAUGGUCAACUGAUGAGUUUCCUCGACUUGUUGAAUAGUCUUCACCCCUCCAUCAAAUUUACGUGCGAGCUGGAGGUGAAUGACCGUUUGCCUUUUUUAGAUCUGAUUAUUGAGAGGGAUAAUUGCAGUUUGAAUUUUGAUAUUUUCCGGAAGCCAACAACUACUGAUUCCGUAAUACCUUUCACAUCCAACCACCCGUACAGUCAAAAAUUCUCUUCAUUUCAUUCCAUGUUCCAUAGAUUGUUCAACAUCCCUCUUAGUCCCUCCAAUUUUCAAAAGGAAUUGUCAAUUAUAAGACAGAUUGCAGAAGGAAAUGGUUACCCUGAGCGCGCAAUUGAGAGAAUAUACCGAAGACACAUGAACAGGCAGCUGAAUAAGUCUCUCACAGAUGGAAUUCAACAGAAGACCUAUAGAAGCUUGAGGUUUUUUGGACAGAUAUCAGUAAGCAUCGCAAAACUGUUUAGUGCUCACACAGAAAAUACUCUGAUUACCUUCAAGACGGUUAAUACCCUGGCUAAACAUCUAAUCAACACUAAAGAUAAAAUACCCAUCACACAAAGGUCUGGAGUUUACCAACUUUUUUGCUCCCAACCCCAAUGCAAUGUCACUUACGUAGGUCAAAGUGGGAGGAGAAUAGAAACAAGGGUUGGUGAACAUCUGAAACAUAUAGAGAAAAACAGAGAUAAAGAUAUCGUCAACACCCCAUCACAGUUCGCCAACCACAUCUUAGAGUCAGGCCACACUUUCGAUCCAAGAACUGGUGUCAAAGUUUUGCAUGUUUGUGAGAAGAGUCUUCAAUUGGAUCUUCUGGAGAUCUUGGAAAUCAACAGAGCGUUGAGGUCUCAAGAAUAUAACUGCGUCAAUGAGCAGAUUAACUUUGACUGUUCAACUUUUUUCAAUUCUAUACGAGAGCACCUGAUGAUGGCAAGUUACCUUGCCGAAAUGCAUAGUGCAUAAUUUAAAUAUAUAGUGGAGUAGACCAUUUGUUUGUUUGUAACCAUUAUUAAAAACUCCACCGAUGGACUA
Messenger RNA from Coccinella septempunctata (seven-spotted ladybird), 1740 nucleotides. RefSeq lists its product as uncharacterized. Bases 73 to 1671 code for a protein of 532 amino acids. The transcript has 2 exons. The record is from RefSeq and is a predicted model, not a curated record. NCBI's taxonomy places the organism in Eukaryota, Metazoa, Arthropoda, Insecta, Coleoptera, Coccinellidae.